This is a messenger RNA of Closterium sp. NIES-67, 1114 nucleotides long. The record is from the annotation of a GenBank genome assembly. NCBI's taxonomy places the organism in Eukaryota, Viridiplantae, Streptophyta, Zygnematophyceae, Desmidiales, Closteriaceae.
GCUAAAUUCAGAGCAGUGACCGCGUCAUUCCUUGACCUCGCCAUUGCACAGCCCGUUGUUAUUGCCUGUUCCAGUCAACAGAGGAGGUUCGCCAUCAAACCACUCUAACGCACAGCACCACACCACACCACACAGCACAGCACAGCAUAGCACAACGCAGCAGAGCACAUACGCUCGAAAAUACUGAAAGUAUGGCCCGACUAGUCCGAUCAGCUGCGCACAUCAUGAUUCGUGUGUGGAUCGCGCUCGCCGUUCUCCUCGCUGCGCUCCCGUCAAGCACGUGCGCGCGAUCCGAAGUUAACUUUACACCUGGCACUCAUCGCGCCUCCCAGGCCGGCUUGACUCCGAAAGCCGGCUUCCUUCCCAGCUUUAGAUUCAACUUAAACUUUAAGAGGGUGAAUAACCCGCUCGUCUUCUUCGCCAAGUGCAACAAGUCCUCGCUGACCGGAUUCUCGUCGUCGAAACAACUCACUGACGGUCUCACCCUCCAUUGGCAAGCAGUGACUCCGUCGAGCGGUCAACUUCAGCUGGCCGUGGAGGCGAAGAAGGGCACCCCCGCUGCAGUCAGCUGGUUCGCCGUGGGGUGGUCGCAGAGCGGCAAGAUGGCGGGAAGCAAUGUGAUUGUAAUGGAGGACGUCGGCAUGGCGCCCGGCGAAUACGACCUCGUGAGCGACCCCCUGUACACGGCGAAGGCCGUCGCUCCAUCGUGGGGGUCGACCUCGUCGAGCGUUGCGGACGAUCAAGCGUCGAUUAUAAUGCAAUUUUCCCGUGGAUUAAGCGAUCCUGGCAGUGUAGCGGUGAAGAGAUCGGGUUACAGUAAUAUGAUCUGGGCGUACGGUGCAGGGAUAUGGGAGGCGGAUGGCAGUCAUGACGCUAAGGGCGCCACUGUAGUUGACUUCUCCUGCAAUGGCUGCAAGGGUCUCUUACGGAGACGCUGCUGAUGACUCACUAAUGCGCGAUUUUUUUAGGGAUAACGAAAAUGAAGACUUAAUAACCUGGUCCAUCAUCCUAGACUACAUUGGUGUUUAGAAGUGGUGCCAUUCUUUGGCUUGAUGGGUUCAAUUUAGGCUUUUCUGUAGAGCUAUUGUGCCAACUCGGAUUACUAAUCAUGAGC